AUCGUGAAGGGUGUAUGUCCUUAUCCUUCUGGUGACAUGCUUUCCUACUACUUACCUCAGGUUGCACCUGAACAGUUAUUUUUGCCUGUGAAGUCUAGAAAUUCAGAGCUCCUAGGCUGAUGAGAGAAGUUGUGAUCCCACAAGCAUUUUCAGGUGGCCUCCUGGUAUCAUCUGUUUGCAUCGUGCACCCUGCUCCAGCACUGGUCUGUGUGUACCAAAUGAUUCUAGGUUCUUAUGCAAAGGUCAGUGAGGUUUCUCAGUGCCACUUCUAUGUCAAGGGUGGGUUUGCUUCAGCAUACUGCUCAUAAGUUAUUGACUCCAGUGUUACGUAGCAGUGCUGUGAGCAAAGAUUACUUCAUGCCUUCAUAUAGACAGCAUCCUCUGUUUCUUGCCCUGAUAGUCUUGAUUCAUCUGUAGUGUGGAUUUAGAUGCUGACCAAAAUAACAUAACUAAUGGACAUUGUCUUUGAAAUAUUCUACAUAAUUGAAGUUAAUUUUAUUUACACCGCAGAUCUCCUCUGUCAUGAUUACUAGGGAAAUUUCUGGGCUGGCUGCAUCAGUUCACUUUCAAGUGAAUGUUGCUUUGACUAUCAGAAGCUUGGACCAGUCUCUCCUAUCAUUUUAAUGCGUCUAUUUGUUAUGCUGGUGUUGUACUUGACCAGAAUAACACCUGUAAGUGCUGGAAUCGGAAAGGCCUGGGCUGCUGAUAAAGUUAAUGGCCUGUACUUGAAUGACAAUCCCAAAUAAAGAAAACCUGAAUGAAUGCACUUCUUGAUUUGUGAACAGUUUAAAUAACAUAAUUACAGAGGCUGGCAAAAGAGCUGGCAUUCCAGGUUUAUCUGCUGUUGGGCUGUGCUUUAAUGUACUUUCUUGAGGCAUGCUCUGUCUCUAAUUUGUAAAAAUAAGAUCCUGGUAUGACUAGUUCUCUACAUGAGUAUUCCUUAGUCUUCUGUUGUCUCACCUCAGGAUUUUCAUAUAGUGAUUUGGGUUUUUCUACUCUUUCAUACAUCUGAGGCAUAGCUGAGGCUGUGCUUGUGCUGCCGGCCCCCGAAGGCCUGACCUCCUGGACCCUGUUGUGUCCAGGCUGUAGGACUGGAUGGGAUAACACAGCCCAGAGAGGUGGGAUGUGCAGCCUUGUUCUGUGGUGAAUGAAACCAACCUGGUUUGCUGCAGUGAGAAGGGCAAGAAACUUUCUAGUUGGGAAUUAACUGCAAACCUUCAGUUGGUUUGGAAUGUGGGGCUCUGACUGGGCUUGAUCUUUGUGCUGCUUUUAGCUGGGUGCCUGCGUGUUGAAGUUUGCUAGUAAAGAGGAUGGAAGCAGAAGUCUUGGUAACUGUGUGGUCUUUAAGAUGUAAAAAUAAACAAAGCUGCGAAGCUGUACCCUACUUAAAACAGAUUGACCUAAAUUUCCAGCAAUUCUAGCAGUGAGGCAGGCUCUGGGUAGGGAUAAAGUCUUAUUGGUGACUGGCUUCUGGUCCGUUCAUCACUUGACAUGCUUGGCAGGCCACUUUUGGAAAACCUCCGCUGGUGUCUGGGGACAUUCACUCCCACCUUCCACCUUGAGUUGCACAACCUGGGCUGUGUAUUUCUCUUGAUGUGCUUGUGUUGAGAGGGUCCCCUUAUGCAAGUCAGCAGUUCAGGGACAGGGAAGUCAACACAAGAACCACUUCUCAAAUUGCUUUUGUUGGGGCGUUGUUAAAAACAUGUUUGAUGUCCUCUGGCUUGUCCCUGAAGAGAUUUCUUUUGAGGGGAGAUAAGAGGAGGUAAAUCGUGUAUGCUUUCAGCAGCCUUCUGUUAAACUUGGAAUACCAUAGUUCAAGCAAUUGAACAGAUGGAUAAUGGAGACUGGGGCUAUAUGAUGACUGAUCCAGUCACGCUAAAUGUGGGUGGACACAUGUAUACGACAUCCCUCACAACUCUAACAAGAUAUCCUGACUCAAUGCUUGGGGCCAUGUUCAGGGGAGACUUCCCCACUGCCAGGGACUCUCAGGGCAAUUACUUUAUUGACAGAGAUGGACCACUUUUCCGUUAUGUUCUGAACUUUUUAAGGACCUCAGAGCUCACUUUGCCACUGGACUUCAAGGAGUUUGACCUGCUGCGGAAGGAAGCAGACUUCUAUCAGAUUGAACCACUCAUUCAGUGUCUUAAUGACCCCAAACCACUGUAUUCCAUGGAUACCUUUGAGCAGGUGGUGGAGCUGUCCAGCACCCGGAAGCUUUCCAAGUACUCCAACCCAGUGGCUGUAAUAAUCACACAGCUCACUAUCACCACAAAAGUCCAUUCAUUACUGGAAGGCAUUUCAAACCACUUCAUAAGGUGGAAUAAGCAUAUGAUGGACACCAGGGACUGCCAGGUUUCCUUCACUUUUGGGCCGUGCGAUUACCACCAGGAAGUGUCACUUAGAGUCCACCUCAUGGAGUACAUCACAAAGCAAGGCUUCACGAUCAGGAAUACCAGAGUGCAUCAUAUGAGUGAACGGGCUAAUGAGAACACAGUGGAGCAUAACUGGACUUUCUGUAGACUGGCAAGGAAAACAGAUGACUGAUUCUGGCUCCCAUUAGCAACGUCACUGGACAGUAAUCCCAAGAGAGUCUGGGUUUUGACUAAAGCAACAAUGUGGGCUUCUUUUUAUAUGACUAUUUAUUGUUUUUCAGUAAGGACUGGAGGAGUUCCCUUCUCCAGCAGCUCUGUUCUUUUGUCCUGUUCUGAAAAGAAAACCAUGCAUGUGCCUGUUCAGUCAAGACACCUUUUUGUUUGAAAGAGGGAGUCCGAAGAAUUAGUCCAAUAAGGUAUUUUAUGUCAUUAACGCAAUUCUCUGACUCAAAAGUGCUAAAAUUACCUCUGUUUAAAUGAUUUCUAAUCCAUCUAACAUGAUGACACUGGGAGCAAGAAACAAAAAAGAAUUUAAAAUGCAGUUGGGGAAAAGCUGCUAUCAUUUAGUCUAAUUUAGUUUCUAAAUAAAUAAACAGUAUUGUAAUAUUCUAGGAAAACAAAUUCCUCUCUUUUAAAAGUACUUGAUAAGUACAGUUUCUUAGAGUUAUGACAACUGUUUCUUUCUAUGCAUAUAAGUCAAACAACCAAAUAUUAUCUGUAGCCAUGGAAAUAUGAUUAGAAAUAUUUAUAUUGGAUUCUAAAUGCAAAAUGUCCCUGUGGUAGAAUUAAUAUUUUUAAUGCCUGGUGCAAUAUUAUUCCCAAGUGUAAUGCCUGCCAACAAGAAGCUAAUAAAAAUGUGAAAUACAGAA
Neopsephotus bourkii (Bourke's parrot) is the source of this 3241-nucleotide messenger RNA. RefSeq names its product potassium channel tetramerization domain containing 6 (gene KCTD6). The transcript is spliced from 3 exons. The record is from RefSeq and is a predicted model, not a curated record. Gene Ontology annotation, biological process: protein homooligomerization. NCBI's taxonomy places the organism in Eukaryota, Metazoa, Chordata, Aves, Psittaciformes, Psittacidae. The coding region runs from base 1831 to 2544 and encodes 237 amino acids. Gene Ontology annotation, molecular function: protein binding.